Messenger RNA from Paramuricea clavata, 2149 nucleotides. Lineage: Eukaryota; Metazoa; Cnidaria; Anthozoa; Malacalcyonacea; Plexauridae. The record is from the annotation of a GenBank genome assembly.
AUGGAAAAAGCCAGGUAUGAUUUUCUCAUUGUGUGCCUGAUUUUUGAAUGUAUAGUUUUAUGCUGGAUUAUGUUAUGUGAUGUUUCGUGGUAUCCGUUUUCGAAAACAACAACGUUUUUAAAAAUUAUAUUAGCACUGAAAUUCUGAAAGUGUCCCUCAGUUUGAGCCAUAAAGUAUAUACAAUACUAUUAGUCAAUAUUUUAAUGAAGAAAACAACUAGUCAAGGUUGGAGAGGUGGACAGGAUGCAAUAUUUAUAUUGAAAUCAAGCGUUGAAAAUGUUUUUUUUUUUUAAUUUAAUGUGCCUCAUACUGCGCGUAUUUUAAGAUAUAAAUAAUAGAAUUUUUAACCUCGUUAUUGAUCAACAAAUCAACCACAUUUGACAUUAAUGUGUUCCAUUUGAAUGGUUUUAGUGAAAAACCAGAUGGACAAGGUGAAAGUUUGAACAAUUCCAGGUAUAAAGUAUAUUUAGGAAGUGGAAUUUUAUGGCUAUUUUUUGCUUGUGAUAUCAGAAACGUGUUUUAAAUUAGCCACGAAUAUAAAGCAAAUCACAUUCAUUGUCAAGAUUGGUAUUACUAAUAACUGUAUGUUAAUACAGUGCAAUUAGUAUUACUAUAUGUAUAUUAUAUCAUUUGUAUGUUAUCAACCUGUGACAAUUGCUACAAGAUAAACAUACAUAAAUCAAUAUACUGUAUAACAAAUUGACCUGAGCUUAGUCAACACAACUUUGUUGACAUAAAAGAACACAUACUGGAGACAAACCUUAUGAAUGUAUUAUGUUUGCAAUGAUUUUGCUAUUCAAAUGACCACAUAAAAGAAAACACAUUGGAUAUUUACUCUAUUCCCAUGUACAUGUAUAUACCCACCCUUAUAUAGGUAUGUUCUAAUAUCCAGAUACAAGCUAGCGUUCUCCUUUAAGGGAUUGAAAUUUUUGUUAGAUAUAUACAGUAAAAACUUGUUUUACCCUUUGGGCGUCGUGUUUCCACACAAUUUCUCGUUUUCCCAAUUUCCACUCGUGUUGAUAUAACUGUAUGUAUAUCAACACGGAAAAAAGUUUUAUAUUUGCUUUAUAAUAUAGCACAAUGAAAUAACUGUACAACAUUAAAAUAAAUUUAAAGAGCGGUGGGAAAUUUUUCCGUGUUGACAUUCAGUUAUGUCAACACGGCUCUUAUCCAAUCAGCAUUCAGAAUUUCCGCAUGUUAUAUUAUAAUGGUUUGUAAUGUAUAUUAAAUGGAAUUGCUGGGAUGUACUCUAGGCAGCAAAUUAAGACUUCUGGCUCAAAUUCAUACAGCUCAUAGUGCCAAGUUGGCACUCAUUAUAAUCAAGCCAUUUGUUACACAUGGUCUGAUUUAAUUAUUCUUCAUAUGAAAUGGUAUUAAUGGUUUGAAUGCAAAUUUAUUUAUUUAAAAACUAUCUACUAUGCCUUGGUUUUAGGGGCCCUUUCGCUGGAGCAAUGAAAGGAACACCUUACUUCUGCGUGAAGCUUACGUGUCUGAACCUUUCUUAUCCAAGGCCGGAAGCAAAGAAGCAGGACAAAAGUGGACAUUAGUAGCCGACAAUCUUAAUUGUUUUGUUUUGUUUCAUGACAUGCCCCGAGAUCAGCGUAGUGUUCGAGAUCAAUUCAAUAAGAUAAUGGGAAACUACAAAAAAAAGAAGUCCAUGGAAGAAAAAGCUUCAGGUAUUACCCCAGACCCACCAACUGAAAACGAAGAAAUAUUAGAAGAGAUUAUCGAGAUGCUGGAGUCAACUCCAAUUAAGAAUCCAGCUGUUGACUCCCGAAAUGAAGAAAAAAAGAGAAAGGAAGCACUUGCUACCAGAGAAAUUGCAAUGACAACUUGGAAGAAGGCAGCAAAGCAUGGUGAGGAUGAGCAAGUUGAAGAUGAAGAAGACAGUGGUGAUGAAAAUCUGGGAGAGAAGCCUAAACCUGCAAGGAAAAGAAAAAGAAGAAGUUGUACAGACCCCAUUCAAUAUUUAGUUCAGAAAACAACAAAUGAAAAUGAGCUGAGGAAAGAAGAGUUAGAAAUCAGAAGACAAGAACUACAACUUAAAGCUGAACAACAGAAGCAGCAACUUCAGUUGCAACAACUACAGUUACAGCAAAUGAUGGAAACACAAAAAAAACACACAAAAUUUAUUUGUUACUGUCAUUGA